Drosophila erecta is the source of this 645-nucleotide messenger RNA. RefSeq names its product endochitinase. Gene Ontology annotation, molecular function: chitin binding. The transcript has a single exon. Lineage: Eukaryota; Metazoa; Arthropoda; Insecta; Diptera; Drosophilidae. The record is from RefSeq and is a predicted model, not a curated record. Bases 23 to 577 code for a protein of 184 amino acids. Gene Ontology annotation, cellular component: extracellular region.
GAGGCAGUUGAAAGCCUAUUGAAUGUGGCAAUUGUCGUUAGUCUUGGCCUGCCUGCUACCUGGUUACCCCUGGUUGCAGGUGCAGGCGGUUUUCCUCGAGGAGUGCAAGGGUGUGAUCAUCAAUAAGGUGGCCAAUGAGAACCAGGAGUGCAGUGAGUUCGUUCACUGCGAUGGAGAUGAUUCCUACUACUGCAAUGGGGAUUGUCGGGAGGCGGUCGAGUGUUAUGCCACUGUAGCUAUCACGCCAGUUACCACCUCAAGGCCUGCAGAAACCACCACGGAAAGAGCGCCAUCCCAAGAACCUGUCAACACCACCUCUACUUUAGCUUCCGCCACGCCCUCAACGACUACUGUAGCUCCAACUAGCACCCCGUUUCCGAGUGCCGAUGUCUAUGUCAUCUGCAAGACGAGUAGAAGGAAUGGGGUCUAUCCCUAUCCGGCAAACAGCCACUACUAUUAUCAGUGUAUUUCCGGUUUCCUACUGCUCCAGCAGUGCCCACAGAAUUUCCACUUCGAUGGCACCCAGGGCCAGUGCGUUGCCACAAAACCCAAUCGUUCCUGGGGCUUACGUUUGUAAGAUUCAUAUCGGAGCGGAGUCUGUAAUAAAGCAAUUAUCAAAAGCGUGUUCGGGGGCAAAUUAUUUUC